Molecule: messenger RNA, 1761 nt
Organism: Saccostrea echinata
Lineage: Eukaryota; Metazoa; Mollusca; Bivalvia; Ostreida; Ostreidae
Exons: 1
Coding region: 1-1761 (586 amino acids)
Molecular function (GO): zinc ion binding
Source: RefSeq, a predicted model, not a curated record
AUGGACUCCCGCACCACCGCCCAGGAUGUUAUGCGAUGUAACAUUUGUGAAACCAGUAUAGUUCAGAUGCACUGUGAUACAUGCUUUGUCAAUCUGUGCAAGGUGUGUGUUGGAGAGCACUUUUCAAAUGAUCUCUACAAAGCUCACAGAAUCGUUGACAUCAAGGACAGAAACUCCACUCUCAUCUUCCCUCAGUGUGCCACUCAUUCAAAAAACAUUUGCGAGUCUUUCUGCGAAGAUUGUAACAUUCCUCUGUGUAUUAAGUGUGUAAUCUCUAAUGACACACAUAAGGAGCAUAAUCUCUCCAUAAUGUCAGAUAUGUUCGAUUAUAAGAAGCAGGUUAUUCAGAAAGAUUUUAAGGAACUUCAAGAAUUAAUUGUCCCUACUUAUCAAGAUAUUGCUUCGGAUUUGCAAUUCCGGAUAAGUCAGCUAGAAAGCAUAUACGAGUAUACCACAACAGUCAUCACAAAACACGGAGAAGAGUGGCACAGAGAAAUAGAAAAAUGUGUUAAUAACCUCAAAGCUUCAGUUAAUAAAAUGAAAACUAGUCAUAUCAAAGCUCUGAAGGAACAACAAGAUGAUAUCCUUAAAAAGGUUGAGACAAUUCAUGAGGCAGUUCAACUUUGUGAAAAUCUAGCAGAUGCCAAUGAUGUAUCUUUGACAUUGAGCUAUACAUCACUAAAUGAGCAAUUCAAGCGCCUCCCUCGAAAACUUGUUGGAUCUUUUCCAGUAUUCACACCAUUGCAGGUUCAAGAUGCAAUCUGCAAAUUUAGGGAUUUGUUUGGGAAUUUAACAAAUCUAUCCUUCAUAUAUGAAAAAUAUGGCUACAGUAUCAAAGGAGCGCCAAAAUCGCAAGAAAUUGGAUCUUCUCAAGUCAAACAACAUUUGUACGAGCCAAAAAGAGUAUGUUUUUCCUCCAGAGAAACGAGACAGCUGUGGAAUGAAGCUACAAGCUCAGUCUUUACUUCCAUCAAUAGUGGUGAAGAAAUCUUGGAAACAAGAAAUAACGACAUAAAACUCUUCAACAGUAAUCAAACUUCACUAGUCAAGUCACUUACUGACGGACUUCCUAGAAACAGUUUAACAGAUAUAGCAGUGACAGGCUGUGGAGAUCUUGCUUACAUUAGUUAUGAUGACGGAACACUGAAGAUCUUGCAGAACAACAAAACAGAGAAUGUGGUCAGGUUGGAGAACUGGCGACCUCAUAGCAUCUGCUGUACCUCUUCUGAUGAUCUCUUGGUUAUCAUGGAUAGUGAUGACAGAAAACAAACAAAACUCGUCCGUUAUUCAGGCUGCACAGCAAAAAAUACUAUUCAGUAUAAUGGUGAAUAUAAUCCUCUUUAUUCAUCUGGUAAAUGUAAAUACAUUAGUGAGAACAGAAACCUGGAUAUCUGCGUUGCUGACUGUGGAGCUGGGGCAGUAGUGGUGGUCAAUCAAGCCGGGAAACUAAGAUUCAGAUACACUGGUCAUAUUCCUGCUCCAAAGAAUAAGCCAUACCGUCCGAAAGGAAUCACCUCAGACAGUCAAAGUUACAUCCUAACAAGUGAUUACAACAAUGACUGUAUCCACAUUACAGACCAGGAUGGACAGUGUCUCCGUUACAUUAUUGAUAAUAUUUACAUUAUUCACUGUCAAAUUAGUUGUCACCCUGGGGGAUUACGUACAGAUACAAAUGAUAAUCUGUACGUUUGUGUUCCUUACAAUUAUUCUUCAUCAUGCCCGGGGUAUAAAGAAAUUUAUAGGUACAAAUACUUAGCGUGA